Molecule: messenger RNA, 3236 nt
Organism: Alternaria rosae
Lineage: Eukaryota; Fungi; Ascomycota; Dothideomycetes; Pleosporales; Pleosporaceae
Exons: 5
Coding region: 292-2853 (853 amino acids)
Biological process (GO): polyphosphate metabolic process; vacuolar transport; vacuole fusion, non-autophagic
Cellular component (GO): fungal-type vacuole membrane; vacuolar transporter chaperone complex
Source: RefSeq, a predicted model, not a curated record
GGUGCAGUUAUCGAGAACACCUGCGCUCGAUCGAUAGGUACUUACAUCCCUUAUGGCGCCAUGUUGUUCUGCCUCCCUCACCCUAGAUUUCCGCACUCGUCUCAUAUAUAAAUUUCCCAUACUCGGCUAGAAGCGCGUCAUCAGCCGGAUAUCUUGGCACGACGACGGCGGAGGUGUUAUCUUGAUUCACCCAGUUGAAACCAACGUUUAUCGCUUUCAUAAGUCACAACAAACCUGUACACCGCAACCAAUUGGGCCCAUUUCAACCACCCCAUUUCUCAGUUUGUUGGUAUGAAGUACGGCGACACUCUCAGACAGAGGUCCAUACCAGAAUGGGGUCAUUAUAACAUCGACUACGACUAUCUUAAAGACCUUAUCAAGCACCAGACUACACCCGGCACGAACAAGGCCGUAUCCAUCCCAGGCCAGGGCGAGAGCACCGAGCGCGCAUUUGGCGACACCUUCUUCAAUGUUUUAGCACAACAACAUGAUCGCAUCAACCUCUUCGUGCGAAGCAAGAGCGGCGAAAUCGAACGGAGGCUAGAGCACAUCAGCAAGACCCUAGACCAGCUGCGCGCGCGACGCAAUCCGGCGAGCGGGCGUCUCCCCGCGCGAAUAGUGGAGAGAUAUGCGAAGAUAGAUGCAGACGUCGCAAGGACCGGAGAGGAGAUAAGGUCGCUCUCCCGAUUCCAAGUCACACAACGGACGGGCUUCAUCAAGAUCCUCAAGAAAUACAAGCGCUGGACAAAGGACAGGGAACUCAGUCAUGUCUUUAAGCAGGAGAUCAGUAGCCGGCCGGAUAGCCUGUUCCAGUUGGAUCUGGGCUAUCUCCUGGACCAAUACAUCGAUGUGCUCGACGCGCUCCGCUCCGCUUUUGAUGCCGAUGGCACGUCUACGUCGCCUGCUGAGAAUACCAACGGCCAGUCGUCCGCUGCACACAUAUCUAGAAGCAUUGAGAAGGGCGGUGAUCUCGAAUUUGACUUGGUGAUGAACGCGGUGCCUCUGGGGUCCAAGGGCAACAAAGCAACGUACUGGAUACAUCCAGACCAUAUCGUCGAGGCACAGGUCCUGUUACUCCAACACACCCGCCUGUACGUCAGCAAGGCCAGACGGAACAAAUCGGUCAACGGAACGCCUCUCCGCCGCCAUUCCUCCACAACCAACCUCGACCCGUACCUCGGCAACGAAGACACAACUGGGGUGGUUGUCUUGGAUCAUCCUGAAGCUUUCGCGUUCAAGCAAAACGCAAGUACGAUUGGAGCGACAGAAGAACUACAGGGAAGCAUCGGCAUAAAGGCUGCUGGUCAAGUGCGGUGUUGCGCAUCUGGGGAGGCGGCGGUUGUUGUAUGCACAGAGGCGGAUGCGCAAGGGCAGUCAUCGGUAGCCGUCAAGACAGCCAAGAUGGAGCGCAAGCGCCUGCAAAGCUUCCUCGACACUUACGUACGAGAGGACAGCAUGAAGCAUAUUGAGAACGGAUCGGCUAAAGAUGAUGCACCGGCGGUUCGACAGUGGCUUGCUGAACACCAAUCUACCAAGCCUAUCGCUGGUGCGGUUUCCAAACGCACACGAUUUACUGGACUUCACAACAACUCAACAGGAGGCAUAUGGGCGACACUGGAUAAAGACAUAUGUCUGAAAGAUUCAUUGUACAAAGAUUUAGCAGAUGACGACUGGACUUCGGCUGCUCGAGCAGAAUCAGCAAAGAAGUUCCCUCAUGCUGUUCUAGAGAUUCGGCGUGAAGGCAACCAAGCAAUGGCGCUCAUCCAGACCCUUGACCGCAGUCAUUUGGUUGAACGCGUUCGAGGUUUCUCAUUAGAAGCGCAUGCUGUCUGGACUUGCUGCAAACCCAGUGCCAUGUCCGCCCCCUUCUGGAUCUCCCUCCUCGAAAAGGAUAUCCGCAAGCUGCCAGAACCGGUGACAAAGCGGAGUCGCAGAGCUCGAGAGAGCGCAACUGGCUCACAAGUUCAACUAUCACCUCCAGCAACUUCGACAUCCAACACCUCAUACGAUGGACAAUCCAGCCCAUUGGCUUCUCGUUACGAGGAGUCUUCUGCAACCUCAGUACAUGAGUUCGUCGACCCACCACCGCUACAAGCUUUCCGGAAGAAGAGCCGGAAGCCUUACUCUGACUAUCCUCCACCAAUGAGCAGAACCGAGCCAGAACCGGAAGUCCAACAGCGAUACUGGAACGAGUACGAUCACCCCGAAGACGAGGAGACUGGCUACUAUAUCUACGUCGACCCUGACGCGCCCAUCAAGUAUCCCGGCCAAGAUUUCGUCGAAGCACUAGCGAGAAAGACGAAGAAGCUUUUUGGCAUGGGCGACAAAGCUGAUGAGGCAUCGCUUUCGGGUGGCGAAGACUCUGAUGACGAUGACACAAUCGACUCAUCCCCCAUACUCCACGCCGCAAACUACGGGACAACAGACGCCCACGGGCAGUCAUCGAACCGCGACGGCUACUUCAGUACACUCUUCCGCUCCCUCCGCGAUCCACGCCACGACGCCGACCUCUUCAAUGAGCGUCGCGCACUGCUCGGCCAGGUCGAAACGCACCAGCACAAGAUUGAAAUGACUAAACUGCGCUUCUACUCUACCGCACUGGGUGCAGCCGUUGUCAUGGACCUCAUCCUGGGCCUCAUGACGAUGACUAGUCGCAAGAAGGAACGGGGUGUUGUUGAUGCGGCUGUCCUGCUGGGUACUAUUAGUACACUGGUGCUUUGCGUUGUCGCGGUUAUCAGUAUGAGGACAAGGCAGGAGCGUGUCGGUGCGGUUCAUCAGGGGGCUGUGUUGAGUAUUGCUGCUGCGGUUGUGGCGCUGGAUGUUUUGUUGUUGCUGUGGGUGUUGAGGAUAUGAUGUGGUGGAGUAAUGGCUUGGAUGCGUUUUUGCAUGUGUGGUGUUUUGCUUGGGUAGCUAGGCGUUUGGGUGUUUGAGAGGUCUACCGCUGUGCAAAGGGCGAUCAAGUGUAGAUGAUGGAGCUGCUGGCGCUUAACGAUUUGUACGUAGGUUUGAGAUAUACCCUGUUGUUACACUCUUUAGUGUUGUUGUGCUGUAGUAUGGUCAUGUGUCUCGUUCUGGUGUCCGGGCUCGAGCUUCAGUGUCAUCUAACUGCGCGCCGAGUCUUGUGACCAGCAUCUGUAAGUCAACAUCUCUAGGCAGUCAGGCACGAUUUAUCGCACAUGUAGGCAUUUGCGUUGGAGACAACCUUGGAAGACAUGGCGGUGAUUGGGUAAUCACAG